This is a messenger RNA of Rhinocladiella mackenziei CBS 650.93, 1647 nucleotides long. RefSeq lists its product as uncharacterized. The coding region runs from base 1 to 1647 and encodes 548 amino acids. The transcript has a single exon. The record is from RefSeq and is a predicted model, not a curated record. Lineage: Eukaryota; Fungi; Ascomycota; Eurotiomycetes; Chaetothyriales; Herpotrichiellaceae.
AUGAAUAUCGUCCAGUUCUGGCCCAGCGGCAAAUUCGACGGCCGCCUGAAUGUUCUCCUUUACACAAGGGCUGGCCAGGCCACGACUUCAUGGCCAAUUGUUGGCGUGGGCCGUGAAGUCGAUAGUCGAAGACGGAGCUAUGCAUCUAUCGUGACCGAAUGGCUGAGGCUAUGUCGCGAGGACCACCCUGCCUACCCGUCAAAUACGGACGUGCCCUUACCGACUCGCCUUCUUGAUGUCGGUCCCUUCGAAUCGAAUUCGAUACGGCUGAGGGUCACGGCGGGCCAGAGAGGACUCUACACGGCUCUUAGCCACUGCUGGGGUGGUGACAUUGAAAUAAGGACGACAAGGGAUAGCAUCGCGGCCCGGCAGAAGCAGAUCCUCUAUUCUGAUCUACCAAAGACAUUCCAAGAUGCCGUCACCGUUACAAGGGACCUUGGGCUCAGAUACCUCUGGAUCGAUGCACUCUGUAUCAUCCAAGACGACGCGCAAGACUGGGAAGGGGAAUCAGGAAAUAUGACCGCCGUCUACCAAAACGCAUAUACCGUCAUCGGCGCAGAUAUGUCACUAGAUUCGCAUAAUGGGUUCCUAAAGACCGAAUCGGGCGGUCAUUACUUCGACCAAGGGGUGCUUAUAGCCGCCAUCGACAGCGAAGAAUCUUUGAUAUAUGCUCGGCCGAUGAUGUUUCACGAAAAUCCUUGCCCCAUAUUCAAGAACGGCCCCCCAGAGCCGCUCUCGAAGAGAGCCUGGACCAUGCAAGAGCAGAUGUUAGCGUCCAGAAUGAUUCAUUUUGCGAAGAGGGAGAUGAUUUGGGAAUGUAACUCUGCACUGCUCUGCGAGUGCAUGGAACUGGACGGACAAUAUUCCCCUUUCGCCAUAAACCAAAAACCGAUGCUGAUGACUUCUCAUUGGUCUGUCAAAAAUUUCAAAACUUGGUACAAGGUAGUGGAGGAGGUCACGAACCGGAACAUCACCAAACCUGGCGAUAUUCUACCAUGCCUCUCGGGCCUAGCCCGACGGUUUCAGGACGCCGGCGCCGGGACUUACCUCGCAGGCCUUUGGCUCGACGAUUUGCUGCUGGGACUCUUGUGGGAAGGAUCGCAGCAUUGUUCCCGCGCCACCCCAUACCGGGCACCGUCGUGGUCCUGGGCUUCUGUCCGCGUGGACAAUAGCUACAUAUCUCCUCACUUUCGUACCGGUGGAUUCCUAGACGACGAUACUAAGCUGACUAAAACUUACGCCAGAAUUGUAGAAGCGAGUUGCACACAAAAGGGGAAGGAUCCCCUCGGUGCUAUUUCAGACGGCUACGUUAAGAUCGUGGCACCUAUGUUGGAAAUGGCCCCUGAUGAAUACCUCGAAUCUCUUAAUGUGUGCCAUGUUACGCCCCUAGGUGUCAAGCAUGGCUCGAGGAAGCUCACCGUAUUGCUUGACUUCGAGUUUGCCCCGAGUCGAGACGAGAAUUUGUUCUGUUUAUUCGUCGGAGAACUAAGUUGCGGGUCUAACGGAGUGCCGUGCCGUGGACUGGUUCUCCGGAAGCGAUGGGAUAUCUCGGAAAUGUAUGAGAGGGUCGGCAGCUUUAGCCUGGAGCGAGGAGCGGAGGUGGACUUCAUUCAAGGUAUCGAGGAUAGUACUGUGGUGAUCAUCUAG